Anopheles coustani is the source of this 2572-nucleotide messenger RNA. It is a transcript of the gene Wdr24, whose product is annotated as GATOR complex protein WDR24. The transcript has 2 exons. Gene Ontology annotation, molecular function: protein binding. NCBI's taxonomy places the organism in Eukaryota, Metazoa, Arthropoda, Insecta, Diptera, Culicidae. Gene Ontology annotation, biological process: positive regulation of TOR signaling. The record is from RefSeq and is a predicted model, not a curated record. The coding region runs from base 56 to 2473 and encodes 805 amino acids.
UUUGAUAAGAGAUUUCGGUUUUGAUUCUGCAUCAAAUACGUAGUUUAGAAGAAUCAUGGGCGACACGAAAACGUGUUCUAUUCGUAUCUGCCAAGAUGGGCAUGCAAAUGCAUUGGCGCUAAACCGAGAGUGCACACAGAUCGCUGUUGCUGGAAGAAGCCUAUUGAAAGUAUUUUCCAUCGAAAAUGAUGGAUUUACCGAAGUGUGUAAUAUGCGUGGAGGAAAAAAUCAAAACCUCAGCUACUCAUCGAACGACGUUGCGUGGAGUUCACUGGACACCAAUAUUCUUGCUACAGCAGCAACAAAUGGUGUAGUGUCGGUGUGGGAUCUCUCGAAAUUUGGUCGACAGAAGCAGUUAUUGGUGUACAACGAGCACGAACGGACAGCGCACUCGGUCGCAUUCCAUGGAACGGAAGCAAACUUCUUGAUAUCCGGCUCCCAGGAUGGUACCAUUAAAUGUUUUGAUCUACGCAUGGAUAAGACCGCAAUCAAUACCUACUUUAGCAACUCCGAGAGUGUGCGCGAUGUAAAGUUUAGUCCACAUGCUCCGAACACAUUCGCAGCAGUGUCGGAGAACGGAACGGUUCAACUAUGGGAUAUACGGCGCACCGAUCGAUGUACGGCACAGUUCACGGCUCAUAGUGGACCGAUUUACACGUGCGAUUGGCAUCCGAAUCAGUCUUGGCUAGCAACAGGCAGUCGGGACAAGCAGAUAAAGGUGUGGAACACUAACCCGAAAAAUUCAUCGCUGGAAACGACCAAAAACGUGUCACUUGAAUACACGGUGCAUACGAUCGCUGUCGUAGGUAGGGUUCGUUGGAGGCCGGACAAAAUGUAUCACAUAGCUAGCUGUGCCUUGGUGGUGGACAACAGUAUCUACAUAUGGGAUCUUCGGCGACCGUACAUACCGUACGCUUCCUUCAAUGAGCACUCCAACGUAACGACUGGAAUAGCGUUCAAAGGAAACGAUCGCCACGUGCUUCUUUCUACCAGCAAAGAUUCAACCAUAUUUAAGCAUGUGUUUAAAGACGCCAAGCGGCCAGCAUUGCAGUCGAACCCGCAAGGGGCAAACUUUAAUUACAAAGGCGAUCUGCUGUACGCGUAUGAAAUGAAGCUGAUUCCACCUCCAGCGCCGUCGAGUUUGCUGAGUCAAGGGACUGCUCUGUUAGGAGCCCGGCAGAAAACGCCUCCAUCGGCAGACCAGUUUCACCUAGCCCGGUCAAACCUCACCAACUUUCUCACCAAAAGUCUCGGUGUGAACGAGAAGGACGUAACAAAAACUACCCUGCUGAAAGACUAUCAUGCCUUGAAAGGUUGCGCCAAAGAGUACAUGCUGACGGGAUCUUCCUUGACGGAGAUUUGCUCACACAAUGCAAGUGUAGCGAAGAAGUACGGUAAAUCGAACGUAAGUUUUUUGUGGAAUUUUAUUAGUCAACUUUAUGCGUAUAGCUCGAUAGCAAAUGUUAAGUUAGAGCAGCGCAAUUCGAAUAUAAGUCAGCACAAUAUCGGCCGUUUGAUGGCACAACAUUCUAACCAAUCUAGUACCGGGCGUAGCGAGGAUAGGGUAUUGGGUAGUGGAAGCAAUCCGAGCCUAGGAACAACACAUGCCGUAAGCAACAACAGUACCGAUGAUUUUCUCGAGUUCUCCAAUAGUAAAAACCCCGUUGAAUCCCACGGUUUGGGACAAAUUCUUUCCGUAGACAUAGAUCCGGGCAAGUGUGAGUUUGUUUUUGGCGAAACGGAAUUAACAUUCGACUCGGUCGAUUGUAUUAAAGGAUUUCGGGACGGGUUCCUCUACACGGGGCCGCACGACCUGGUGAAGGAUUAUACAUUUCCCACCUCGAACCUGAUGAAUGCACACGAGCUACAUCACACACACCCUCGGAAGCAUCUGGUGACGGAAAAGUCUCAGGAAACUUCGCCACCACCGAAUCCGGCACCGAGCUUUUUGAAAAUUUCCGACCACAACCCUACUCCCUCGAUUUGGGAGCCACACCAGGUGCUGGCGGAUUGUUUAACGUUGCAGACAGAAGUUGGCGAUGUUCAAACGUCAUCCUGCAUCCUGAUGGCUCUCGGAGAGCGGAGGCACAGCUUGCAGAUAGACGAGUGUGUCCAGGAAAACUGGUUACUUUCGUAUAUCGAGCUGCUGCAUCGGCAUCAGCUGUGGAACGAAGCGACCCAGGUCAUCAAUUUAAGCUGGAUUCGGUCGGUCUCGGAGCUCAAUCAGCAGUCAACUACGAUGUACACAAACUGUGGCCAAUGCUCCAAGCAGCUGCUAAAUUCCGUUGGCUGGUACUGCUCGCGGUGCAAAUCUGCGCAAAGUUCUAAAUGCAGUGUCUGCAAUGGGGUUGUCAGGGGAUUGUACGCGUGGUGUCAAGGAUGUUCCCAUGGUGGUCAUUUGGAUCAUUUGAAGCAUUGGUUUGCUAACAAUUCAAAGUGUCCCAAAUGUGGGCAUUUGUGUGAAUAUGAAUAAGCCUUUCAAGUGAAGUGAAGUUAUUGUUAAUUUUUUAGUUAAUUGUUUUGCAGUAAACAUUAAUUCAUUUGUUGAUAAUAAUAAACAGUUUUGUAAGAA